GCGCAAUGACAAUUUAAUAUAGAAAUAUUGGCUGCAGAAAAAUUAAGUACUUAAAACGUCAAGUUCGUUGGUCUUGAAUGAUUGUAAAUAAAUGUCUAUUUCACGAUUGCAAAAAUUGUACUAGUUGGCCAAAAGUGACACGUGUGUGAAUCUCAUAAGUCGACACUACAAAUAAGAAAAAUUCAGUGAUUGUUGAACGCGAAGGAUAAUCGUUCAAUAUGGAAGACGGCCACGCGAAAACCGUCGAACAAUCCCUGAAUUUCUUUGGCACAGACCCUGAGCGCGGUUUAACCACUGAUCAGAUCAAGAACAACCAGAAAAAAUAUGGACCCAAUGAAUUGCCAACAGAGGAAGGCAAGAGUAUUUGGCAAUUAGUUUUAGAGCAGUUUGACGAUCUUCUGGUUAAGAUUUUGCUAUUGGCAGCCAUAAUAUCAUUUGUAUUAGCGCUGUUUGAAGAACACGAAGAGACGUUCACUGCAUUUGUAGAACCUUUAGUAAUUUUACUUAUUCUAAUAGCAAAUGCUGUGGUUGGUGUUUGGCAGGAGAGAAAUGCCGAAUCAGCAAUUGAAGCACUAAAAGAAUACGAGCCCGAAAUGGGUAAAGUAAUUCGACAAGACAAGUCUGGUAUUCAAAAAGUAAGAGCGAAAGAAAUUGUUCCUGGAGAUUUGGUCGAGGUGUCAGUUGGUGAUAAGAUUCCGGCCGACAUUCGUAUUACUCACAUCUAUUCAACAACAUUAAGAAUUGAUCAGUCUAUCCUAACCGGUGAGUCGAUAUCGGUAAUCAAACACACCGACGCAAUUCCGGACCCCCGGGCAGUCAAUCAGGACAAGAAGAAUAUAUUGUUCUCUGGUACAAAUGUUGCCGCUGGCAAAGCCCGUGGUGUCGUUAUUGGAACUGGCCUCAGCACUGCUAUUGGCAAAAUCCGAACUGAAAUGUCAGAAACUGAAGAGAUUAAAACACCAUUGCAACAGAAAUUGGACGAAUUUGGUGAACAACUAUCAAAAGUCAUCUCUAUUAUUUGCGUGGCUGUCUGGGCCAUUAACAUUGGUCACUUUAACGAUCCGGCACAUGGAGGAUCUUGGAUCAAAGGAGCUAUCUAUUACUUCAAAAUCGCUGUAGCAUUAGCUGUCGCUGCUAUUCCCGAGGGCCUUCCUGCUGUUAUUACCACUUGCUUAGCGUUAGGAACACGUCGCAUGGCCAAAAAGAAUGCAAUUGUGCGAUCUCUGCCAUCUGUUGAAACUUUGGGUUGCACAUCUGUAAUUUGCUCUGAUAAGACUGGAACACUCACUACAAAUCAAAUGUCUGUUUCCCGAAUGUUCAUUUUUGAAAAAGUGGAAGGUAACGAUAGCAGUUUCCUUGAGUUUGAACUGACUGGCUCGACAUAUGAACCCAUUGGCGAGUUGUUCUUGGGUGGCCAGAGAGUUAAAGCCAGCGAUUACGACGCUUUACAGGAAUUGUCUACAAUCUGUAUUAUGUGCAAUGACUCGGCAAUUGAUUACAAUGAAUUCAAACAGGCAUUUGAAAAGGUCGGUGAGGCAACGGAGACCGCAUUGAUUGUUUUGGCAGAAAAACUGAACUCUUUUAAUGUUAACAAAUCUGGAUUGGAUCGCAGAUCAGCUGCUAUUGCUUGUCGUGGUGAAAUUGAAACGAAAUGGAAGAAAGAGUUCACGCUUGAAUUCUCUCGCGAUCGUAAAUCCAUGUCUUCUUAUUGUACACCACUUAAGGCAUCUCGCUUGGGUACUGGUCCAAAACUCUUCGUCAAGGGAGCUCCAGAGGGUGUGUUGGAUCGCUGCUCACAUGCUCGUGUUGGCACGAGCAAAGUGCCACUGACGUCUGCGCUCAAGACCAAGAUCUUAAAUCUUACAGGCCAGUAUGGUACCGGACGUGAUACCCUACGUUGCUUAGCCCUUGCGGUUGCUGACAGUCCAAUUCGUCCCGAAGAAAUGGACUUGGGUGACUCUACCAAGUUCUAUCAGUAUGAAGUUAAUCUGACCUUUGUCGGAGUCGUUGGCAUGCUGGAUCCCCCGCGCAAAGAAGUUUUUGAUGCCAUUGUUCGUUGUCGCGCAGCCGGUAUUCGUGUUAUUGUUAUCACUGGUGAUAACAAGGCUACUGCUGAAGCUAUUUGCCGUCGUAUUGGUGUAUUUUCUGAGGAUGAAGACACCACUGGAAAAUCGUACUCGGGUCGCGAAUUUGACGAUCUAUCUCCUGCUGAGCAAAAGGCCGCAGUUGCACGGUCUCGCCUAUUCUCGCGCGUGGAACCACAGCACAAAUCCAAGAUUGUUGAAUUCUUGCAGGGCAUGAACGAAAUAUCUGCAAUGACUGGUGAUGGUGUCAACGACGCUCCAGCUCUUAAGAAAGCCGAAAUUGGUAUUGCCAUGGGCUCCGGUACAGCUGUAGCUAAAUCUGCCGCAGAAAUGGUUUUGGCCGAUGACAAUUUCUCUUCCAUCGUUUCUGCUGUUGAAGAAGGUCGUGCCAUUUAUAACAACAUGAAGCAGUUCAUUCGUUAUCUUAUUUCAUCCAAUAUCGGCGAAGUCGUUUCCAUUUUCUUGACAGCUGCUCUUGGUUUGCCCGAAGCAUUGAUUCCAGUUCAACUCUUGUGGGUUAACCUGGUAACAGACGGCCUACCAGCUACAGCUCUUGGCUUCAACCCACCUGACUUGGAUAUUAUGGAGAAACCACCAAGGAAGGCUGACGAAGGCUUAAUUUCAGGAUGGCUGUUCUUCCGUUAUAUGGCCAUUGGUUUCUAUGUCGGUGCAGCAACGGUUGGUGCAGCCACUUGGUGGUUUGUGUUUUCUUCGGAAGGUCCAAACCUAUCAUACUGGCAGCUCACUCAUCAUCUUGCCUGUUUGGGCGGUGGAGAGGAAUUCAAAGGUGUAGAUUGUAAAAUCUUCAGCGAUCCACAUGCGAUGACCAUGGCUCUAUCUGUGCUUGUAACCAUUGAAAUGUUAAAUGCAAUGAACAGCUUAUCAGAGAACCAGUCCUUAAUAACAAUGCCUCCAUGGUGUAAUUUGUGGUUGCUUGGUUCAAUGGCUCUAUCUUUCACGCUUCACUUUGUCAUUCUAUAUGUUGAUGUCCUCUCUGCCGUCUUCCAAGUGACACCGUUGUCUGCAGAGGAAUGGAUAACUGUGAUGAAAUUUUCAAUUCCUGUAGUUUUAUUAGAUGAAACGUUGAAGUUUGUUGCUAGAAAAAUUGCAGAUGGUGAGAGUCCUAUAUAUAAGAUGCAUGGGAUUGUGUUAAUGUGGGCUGUCUUCUUUGGCCUGCUGUACGCUAUGAUGCUUUAAGAAUAUUAUAAUCAUUAAGCCCAACAUCAUUAUUCUAAUAACUAGCAUAAAGUGUUACUAAAUAUAAACAGAAAGAAAUACCUAUAGUAAUGAUUUUAACCAAACAACACAUAGACUUAUUUCCGAAUAUUACUAAAAAAAAAAAACAAAAAAUCACGCGUGAUAUUUUGAUAGAGAUUUACUCGCUAAUUUACACAAACACCGUGAAAUCGUCAAUAGAUUAUGAUCAAACGAUUUAUCGAAACGUACACCUAAUAAUUCUGUUUGAAUGCGUUUUACAUAAGGCAUUGAUUUUGUACAUGCAAUUAAAUAGAUGAUUGUAGUUUGGAAAAUUGGAAAUACAUACGUGAAGUUUCAGAA
Messenger RNA from Drosophila novamexicana, 3641 nucleotides. It is a transcript of the gene SERCA, whose product is annotated as calcium-transporting ATPase sarcoplasmic/endoplasmic reticulum type. Gene Ontology annotation, molecular function: ATP hydrolysis activity; P-type calcium transporter activity; ATP binding. The record is from RefSeq and is a predicted model, not a curated record. Gene Ontology annotation, cellular component: membrane. Bases 219 to 3281 code for a protein of 1020 amino acids. Lineage: Eukaryota; Metazoa; Arthropoda; Insecta; Diptera; Drosophilidae. The transcript is spliced from 9 exons. Gene Ontology annotation, biological process: calcium ion transmembrane transport; intracellular calcium ion homeostasis.